GUGCGUUAUAUCUAUGUCUAUAUCGCGUGCGCACACACGGAUAUUGUCGAGACUCGACAAGGCUCUCGCUCCCUCUCACGGCCCACGAAGUCGUGCAGCUGAGUGGCGCGCCGGUGGUGGUGUGCGGCGAGCGGCGAACGGCUAGGAAGGCUGGCCGACGGCCUCUCGCGCGCACAGGCAGACACAUACGACUCGCGGUGCGGUGCACGCAGCGAAAGCGAACGGCGCGAGAGCGGGCGGAAUCGACGUCCCUCGCUGGCAGGCGGCGCGUACAGGGAGGAGAGGGGGAGUCGAGCGAGCGCGCAGCGACCUACCCGGCAGACGGUGUCGCCAGUCGUGCCUCGAGCUGCCUCUCGAGAGCUGCGCCUCGACGAUACGCGAUCGCGAGCGCACUCUCUGCCUCCAUCUCUGUCCGUCUGUCUCUGCUUCGCGGUCAACGAGUGCGCGCUCGGCGUUCGCUGUGCCCCGUGGCCAUGAAGCAGCAGCAGCGAGCGCCGCGACAACAGCAGCAGCAGACCGCAGCGCGAGUCGUCGGCAGCGCCAGCGCCAGAGCCUCGCCGACGAGGGCUAGGAUGAGCAACUAAGUAAACAUGGCCGCAGCCUGCUUCGAGCGGAAGCUCGGCGAGGUCCUGCUGGUGCAGGGCGGCGGCAGCGGGAAGCCCACGGCAGCGCUGCAGCCGGCGCUGCCCCCCGCACACCUCCACCAGCACCAGCACCAGCACCUGGCGCAGCCCCAGCCGCCGCGCCAGAUACCCUACCACCUGCAGAACCAGUCGCUGCUGUUCCUUUCGCCGCAGCAGCAGGCCAAGCGCCUGGAGUUCGAGCGCGCGCUCAAGGCGGCGGGCGCGAGCGCGACGACGGCGCCUAGCGCCGCCAAGGACUACUCGCAGCCGCUGCACGUGGACUGCAGUGUGGAGUACGAGCUGCCGUCGCAGGCCAAGCCGCCGCCCGGCCUGCAGGGCGAGCCGCUGCUCAUGAUCCACCCGAGCUACUACCGGCGGGCCGAGCGCGAGCGCCGCACCACCUUCGUCAACAACCUGCCGGCCGCGGCGGCGGCGCCGACCUCGGGCCGCGGGCAGCGCGCCGCCGGCGCCGCCUCGUCCUCGACCUGCUCGACGUCGGCGGCCAAGAGCGGCCGCGCCGCGGCGGCCCGUGUGCGCAGCACCGUCGUGCCGCCGUCGCUGCCCACCGCCGCGGUUGCGCCCGGGCCGCCGCUCGUCGUGGAUGACCCCGCGGCCACGGCGGCGGCCGCCGCCAUCCUCAAGAGCUGCAGCGCCACCGCCGGCCUCUACUCCCACCAGUACUUCCAGCCGACGGCCGCGACGACGAGCCAGCAGCCGCAGCAGAAGCCGCACACCGCCUCGUACGGGCCCAGCCUGGCCAGGCAGUCGCAGCAGCAGCAGCAGCAGCAGCCACAGUCACAGCCACAGCCACAGCCACAGCCGCAGCCACAGCCGCAGCAACAGCAGCAACAGCAGCAACAGCAGCAGCAGCAGCAGCAGCAGCAGCAGCAGCAGCAGCAAUCCGCCUCGGUAGCGACGUCCUCCUCCGCUGUUUCGUCGACCGCCGCCACGCUGCCUGCCUACGGCCUUUACCCGCAGCGCUACCCGCACCAGCAGCUCCACACGCACCAUCUCGCCGCUGCCGCCGCCGCCGCUGCCGCCGCCGCCAGCCAUCCACAGCAGCCGCAGCCGAUGCCGCCGCAGCAGCAGUUCGCCGUGCACGCGCUGCAGCGCCAGCCCUCGACGCUGCUCACUGCCAACCCGGCCUUCUUCGAGCCACCGCCGCUCUACCAUCACCACGCUCUUCUACCUCAAAGCUAAGCAAAACACCGGCACCACACACGCGCCCUCGCUCGCUCGCUCCUGCCUCUCUUACUCCGCGACCCGAGCAACCGUCUUCUUCUUGGCGAAAAACGUGCCGCACGUCGAUUGUACGCGGCGCGAUGUUCCUAUAGGUACCAGCUCUCUC
Phymastichus coffea is the source of this 1971-nucleotide messenger RNA. Its product is annotated as centrosomal and chromosomal factor-like. Lineage: Eukaryota; Metazoa; Arthropoda; Insecta; Hymenoptera; Eulophidae. The record is from RefSeq and is a predicted model, not a curated record. Bases 591 to 1823 code for a protein of 410 amino acids. The transcript has 2 exons.